GUACCCGUCUACGAAUACAAUGUCAACGGCAACCAUAUUAUGCGCCGGCGCUCCGACGACUGGAUCAAUGCCACCCAUAUCCUGAAGGUCGCCGACUACGAUAAGCCCGCGCGAACGAGAAUUCUUGAGAGAGAAGUGCAGAAGGGAGUGCAUGAGAAGGUGCAGGGUGGAUACGGAAAGUAUCAAGGCACAUGGAUUCCGCUUCCAGACGGCCGGGAACUGGCAGCAAAGAAUGGCGUUCUGGACAAGCUCAGGCCCAUUUUCGACUUUGUCCCGGGCGAUAGAACUCCACCACCUGCGCCCAAGCAUGCCACCGCCGCCUCCAAUAAGCCUCGAGCACCCCGAGCACCAGCUCAGCCCAGAAGACAGCCGGGUAAGGAAGAUAUGGAUCCGCCUGCCAGAGCUGGCACUAAGCGUAGCGCAGCAUAUGCGAAUGUCCCUGAUUACGACCACAUGGACAUGCAUGAUGAUGGUACUCCAGACAACGUGACUACUGUGUCGGAUGCAUUUGACGACUUCGACCAAGCGCAGUAUACUGGCGGAUCUCGCAAGCGGCGGCGAGUAGAAGACACCUUGAGCCCAGCCGACAAGGAGCACCAACUGUGGGCGGAUGAGCUGCUGGAUUACUUCAUGCUUGCGGAUAACUCUAUGGACGCCUUACCCAAUGCCCCGGCUCCUCCGCCCACCGUUGAUCUGAACCGGCCGAUUGACGACAAGGGCCAUACGGCACUUCACUGGGCUUCAGCAGUGGGCGACAUCGAAGUAGUCAAGGACCUCAUACGGAGAGGAGCUGCCAUUGAUGUCCCGUCCAAGAGCGGCGAGACACCAUUGAUGCGGGCAGUGCUCUUCACCAACAACUACGACAAGCACAACAUGGAAAAGCUGGCUGGGCUGCUUAUUCGAACGGUCAAUAUGCAAGAAUGGUAUGGGAGCAGUGUCUUCCAUCACAUCGCUGGCAUUACACAACGCAAGAGCAAGUACGCGUGCGCUCGAUAUUACAUGGACUGCAUCCUUACCAAGAUGUCCGACCUGCUCAAUCCUGAUCAAAUUGAGCGCAUUUUGAACAUGCAAGACCAAAACGGCGAUACUGCCAUCACGAUUGCAGCGAGAAACGGCGCUCGAAAAUGUAGCACAUCCUCAAGUGUGUACAAGUCGGAGGCAGCGCUCGCGUUGACAUCUGCCAUCAUUCCUGACAUCUUCGACAAGAUGAAAUCACUUGCGAGCACAUUAGAAGCAGAAAUCAGCGAGAAAGAGCUCGAGCAGGUCGAAGCUGAACGAGUCGCGACUACGAGAGCAGAAGAACUCGACCUUCUAAAGCGGCAAAUGGACGAGCUACGAACGAAGGAAAUGGAGCAGCUCGAUGGCACAGAAGGCGACGAUCAACUUUUAGCAGAACUCGAUGCACUCAUGAAAGAAUGCGAAGACCUGACCCAAGCAGAAGACGACGCAGAACUUAAAGACAUCCUCAAUCGGGAAGAAAAGAACGAUACUGGCCCACCUGACGAAGACCUAAUGAUGGACGACGAAAACGACGACCAAGUCAACCACAAACUCGCUCUAGUUCGCGAACUGCACUCGUUGGUGGAACAACGUCGAAAGCUGUUCAAGACCAUCGUCCAGAACCUCUCAGUGGCUGGCUUAGGCGACAAGCAAGCAGAAUACAAGCGACUCAUCACAGGAGCACUCGGUGUCCGAGAAGAAGACGUCGAAGACAUGUUGCCCGAAAUCGUCGGAGAACUCGAAUGGCAUGCGGAUGCGGAUGGUGGUUUGGCGUAG
Messenger RNA from Pseudocercospora fijiensis CIRAD86, 1776 nucleotides. RefSeq lists its product as uncharacterized. Lineage: Eukaryota; Fungi; Ascomycota; Dothideomycetes; Mycosphaerellales; Mycosphaerellaceae. The transcript has 3 exons. Gene Ontology annotation, cellular component: SBF transcription complex; MBF transcription complex. Gene Ontology annotation, molecular function: protein binding; transcription regulator activity; DNA binding. The record is from RefSeq and is a predicted model, not a curated record. The annotation marks the transcript as partial.